Linnemannia hyalina is the source of this 381-nucleotide messenger RNA. Lineage: Eukaryota; Fungi; Mortierellomycota; Mortierellomycetes; Mortierellales; Mortierellaceae. The record is from the annotation of a GenBank genome assembly.
AUGCCUAUGAUCAUCCCACCCACACUUACCGAAGAGGACGGCGCACUCACCAAGGCAUGCGAAGAUGCCCUCGUCGCCAUUUUUGAGCGCUACGAUGUCGAUAAGGACGGAGCAUUGAGCAACGCAGAGCUGGACGCGUUCGCCAAGGAUACCAACGGCGACGUGUUUGAUGAGGUCGCACGUGAAGAGAUCACAGAAUUCCUCGACCUGGACAGCAAGGGCCAAUUGACACUCAAGGGAUUCCUGCAGAUGUACAACCUCCAGACCUCAAGUGAGCCCGAGGAGACUUGGAAGGACCUCCAGAAGCAUGGAUACGAUACCAACCUCAAACUCGUCGCCUCCCGGAAUGAGGACCAUGAUGAGAAGCCAAAGAGGCCUUAG